AUGCGGUUCCCGUCCUUCGACGUCGCCGGCUUCCUCUUCGGGAAGGUCGCGAACACGAAUCGCUUCGAUACGAUGUGCGACGAGACGUUCGCGGACGUCGACCACGACGACGACGGCGCGCUCGCGGUCGCCGAGCUCCGCCUCGCGGUGAUGCUCUUCUACGACAGGCUGAACGCUCGCAUGCCGCUCGGGCGACGCGCGCGACCGCCGUCCAGGGCGCAGCUCGAGGAGCUCUUCCGCGAGAGCGACCACGACGACGACGCGCGCCUCAGCGAGGAGGAGUUCAGGGGGCUGAUGCGCGCGAUGUGCGCGAACGUCAGCGCCGGCGUCGCGUUCGAGCUCGCGAAGGCGCUGCUGGUGGUGCCGGCGGUCGGGAAGCUCCUGAUGGGGGCGCUUCGGAGGUGCGCGCCGGGGGCGAGGAAGAGGCUGGACGAGGCGGGGGGGUUCGGAAGCGCCGCGGUGAGCGCGGCGAGCGCGGCGAUCGUGAGUAAGCUGCCGCUGGCGAGGCCGAAGUGGGCGUGUUGA
Molecule: messenger RNA, 525 nt
Organism: Micromonas pusilla CCMP1545
Lineage: Eukaryota; Viridiplantae; Chlorophyta; Mamiellophyceae; Mamiellales; Mamiellaceae
Exons: 1
Coding region: 1-525 (174 amino acids)
Molecular function (GO): calcium ion binding
Source: RefSeq, a predicted model, not a curated record